Molecule: messenger RNA, 318 nt
Organism: Truncatella angustata
Lineage: Eukaryota; Fungi; Ascomycota; Sordariomycetes; Amphisphaeriales; Sporocadaceae
Exons: 2
Coding region: 1-318 (105 amino acids)
Source: RefSeq, a predicted model, not a curated record
AUGGUUCGCAUCAGCAUCAUCGCAACUUUUGCUUUCGCCCUUGGCGCUAUUGCUUUGACACCCAACAACGCCGGUGCCCGUGACGUAGGCAAUGGCCAGGGCCAGCAGUUCACCACUGGAGGAUGUGUUGCGGACGAUGACUGCGCAGAGGGCUGCUGUGCCGGUGGUGCUACAGAUGCAGAAGGCAACGCAGUGGGUAUCUGCUCUGGAAUUGGUGCCGAGUUCCAGAACGGCAAGACAGGAUGCGGUUUCGUGGAUCCCAACGCGGCUCAGUCGAUCGCCAAUGCCGAGAAGAUUGUUGCGAAGCAGGGUUUCUAG